GAAUUGGAAGCCUGCUUAGUGACUGGAAAGUUCUCGGCACACACAAAAUCCUUAAGCUCGGAACUUCUAAAAUGUUAGGGGCGGCUCUAUUGGUGGGAAUCAUAGCGUACCGGAAGCACAGACGAGAGAAGAAGAAAUGGGAACAGGAUGAUCAUUUACCGGAGCAAGACCAAUAGUAACGUCGAGACUUGCAGAUCUAGAAACUGAUCAUGCAUGAGGCUCUUCAUUCAAUAUCGUGGCAGUGCAUUUGCGGCUUGAGGCUUGAAAUUGAGCUAAAGUUUUACAGUCCGUAUGUGCUUUGUGAUGUUGUGUUGACCUGAGAGUGAUCAUGGAUUCAGCUCAAACACUGACGGUAGCUGCUCGGGGUUGUCCUCCAGAACGAAGGAAUACAAGCGCAUAAUUCUUGGCAGGCUGGUGACAUCAGUCUACAUGAUGCACAAGGAAGCCAAGCCAUACGCUGCAGCCGCAAGUAAUCACGUGUUUUGGAUGAAUUUCAACUGGUCCAAAGAAUGCUCGGAUAUGUGGUCAGACAACUACAAUCUCGUAGACUUCGACCUCGCACGUCUGACCAGAGUUCUGAAACCCAAAGAUCAACGCCAUUUCGGUCAAGAGCUGGACAAAUGCGCCAAGGAUCUGGUCCAUUUCGCCGUGUUCCACCGAAAAGCAGGUGCUCACUUUCUAGCUCCGAAGUGGGUGGUUGCGAUCCGAGGGACGGCCUCGAAGAGGGAUCUAUUAUCCGACCUGAAAAUCUUCUUCGAGAGGUUGCACACCUCGAGCCUGGUCAAGAUGCUGAGGAAGACAGUGGAACGGCUAUGCGCGGAUCAUGGACGAGCGAACGUGACAGUGACAGGCCACUCAUUGGGAGCUGCAGCGGGGCUGUCAGUCACCCGGAAAAUGGCGGUGCGGAAGGCAGUCUUUCUGGACACGCACCUUUUCAACCCUCCACUCCUACCAUUGGAAUCUAUUGCCCGCUUCACGUUAAUUGCGCUGAAUCCCUUCUACUUACUGCUAAAUAGGAAGGUCGUCAGCAAGGUCAAGGAUAGCAUAGCCGAGGUCGUGGAUGAGGAGCAGUACCGAAAGUCGGAGCGAGAGUUUUUGGCUUUGAAGAGGUGGAGACCGCAUCUGUACGUGAACAUGAACGACCCGAUCUGCUCCAGUACGCAUAUUACUUCAGGCAUUACAAGGACGAGCCCAUGUUCUACUCUCUGGGCAACCUCGUGUCUCGUACCUUGUUCGGCUGCUGCGCAGAGACUUUCCACUUGAUCCCCGAGGCCAUACUGUGCCUGGACACGACGCGUAGGGGGUUAAAGGAUAUUGCGAAUCCGCUCAAGCCUCACAAACUGAAGAACUGGAUGGCCUCUCCUCCUCCCCAUGUCUGCUACAAUAUUAUAGUUGACAUCUUCUCGUAGGAUGACAAAACCGUCGACUAGACCGGCGAGAUCCACAUCCUUGAGGAAGCAGUGGACCAAUAGAAGCAGACGCUGGAAUCAGCACGCUGCUGACGGCGAGCUUUGUAUUCAGUCGAUGCGGCGUACUCUGUCAGGUCCGUUCACAUUAUGGUGAGACAAGUGCCCUUGAAGCUUGUCUCACCUCAAUGUCGCACGAGAUCUGUGCUCGUAGGUAGUUCAAGUGGUCGGUCCACGUGGUUUUAUCGGUCUGCGGUGCAUGAAUAUGAAGCUUCCCUGAAGCUCAUAUCAGGCCCAAGGUUUUGGGUACGUGGAUUUAGUCCUCAUCAUGAUCUUCCAGUUCAUCCAUCUCCUCAAUGGUUGUUCUCGCCUGAGGUAUCGAGACUUGCUUCGAUUACAGAAUAAUACUUUACGGUUUCACAUAUGAUCAUAUGCAUUCCACACUGAUUCGGGUCACAUGCUGGAGGCCUGCAAUGCUGAUCCGAAUUGAGUUGGACGAGGUAGGAAGUGCAUGAUUGUCUGGUUUUAGAUCCAGUCUCCGGGAUUCCUGCAAUGCUUCAAGACGGAAGACACGAUGUAGGUGGCGGUACAACCACAGGGGUUAGUGGGGUCGGGAAAGUGAGUGGAACUCUCUGAAUGGUUUCUCGGAGCUAUAUGGUGUCGUCACUCGGUUAAUGUGCCCUGCCAAGCUAUGUCAUACAUAUCUUUGCGAACAGUUCUUAUGCCUCGGACUAGACAACGCAAAUACUAGUCAUUGCGAUAUCUACCAUAUUAAAUUCCGGAGUCAAGCGCUUUCCUUGAAGAAUAUAUUUGAACUAGGAAACGGAAACCAUAACUGUCA
Molecule: messenger RNA, 2247 nt
Organism: Marchantia polymorpha subsp. ruderalis
Lineage: Eukaryota; Viridiplantae; Streptophyta; Marchantiopsida; Marchantiales; Marchantiaceae
Source: the annotation of a GenBank genome assembly